AUGAAUCCGCAACUUGCGUACGGGCAAUAUCCGCCACAAACUUGGCCACAACAGCAAGUUGCCCCACAGGCGGGAGGACCCCCACCAGCGCCGAUGCCUAGCAUGAAUGGAACACAACCCAAUCAUCAAUUGUCCAACCAGAUGCAAAAUAUGUCUUUAUCGGGUCCUCCACCACCUCAGCAACAACAGGGUCCUCCAAAAAUGGGUGUACCCAAUGCGAAUGGUCCCGCCAUGGCCGCACCCCUACCAUCGUCUAAUUUUUCGAAUCAACAGCCUCCUAUGGUACGUCCACCGUCGACCGGGGGCCCAGCACCGGCUGGAUAUGGUCCACCUUCUCAGCAACAACCGGCACCACAGGGCCCGCCCAUGAUGAGUAAUGGACCAUCAGGGCCACCGCCUGCCGGUGGUGUUAGACCUCCGGCACCAAUGACCGGUGGAUACGGUCAAAGCAAUGGGCAUCAAAUGGGUGCUUCCGCUCAGCAGUUUGGAGCAGCCGUGUCACCGAUGGCCGCACCUGGUGGAGGACCUCCACGCCCUGGUCAACCUUUUCCACCUCAGCCGGCCAGUUUUCCACAACAACCGCAACCUACUGGAUAUCCAGCUGCUCCUGGUGGUGGUGCACCGCCACAAACACAAGGUGGUCCAUAUGGUGGACAUCUUGGCGGUCCAGCGCCUCUCCAGCCACAGCAACAAUUCCCAGGAUCGGGGCUGCCUGGACAACAAAUGCCUCCGCAGCAACAGCAGCAGCCACCCCAAGGAUAUCCGGUCCAGCCGGGUCAGGUGCCACCAAUGGCCGGCGGUCAAAUGCCUCCUCGAGUAUAUAAUCAAAUGCCGCCCGGUGCGGGUUAUAAUCAAAUGCCUCCCAUGGCUGGCCAACCUCACCAGCAGCAGCCACCCCAGCAUCAGCUUCAUCAACAUCAACAGCAGGGGUACCAUCAAGGUGGACCAGCGGGUAUGAUGGGUGGUCACUAUCCAGCACCACCCCCAGUACCACAGCAGAAGCGUCUCGAUCCAGAAACGAUGCCCAACCCGAUUCAGGUGAUGGUGGAGAACCAGGAUAACUGUGGUGGUAUCUUUUCCACCAGUCAGCCCGGUCAGUUGCCACCGCUCGUGACGACCAAGUUCGUCACGCAGGACGAGGGCAACACCAGCCCACGCUUCGUUCGUUCGACGAUGUACAACAUUCCGCAAACGGCCGAUAUGAUGAAGCAAAGCGCUGUCCCGUUUGCGCUUAUCAUUUCGCCCUUUGCACGCACGGUCGAGGGUGAAUUGCCGAUCCCGAUCGUGGACUUUGGCGAGAUGGGCCCGAUCCGGUGCAUCCGCUGCAAAGCAUACAUCUGUUCGACGAUGCAGUUCCUGGACGGAGGUCGUCGCUUCCAGUGUCAAUUUUGUAAGGCAACGACCGAAGUGCCGCCCGGAUACUUUCAGCAUCUCGAUCACACCGGGCAGCGUAUGGAUAAGUACGAGCGGCCGGAACUAGUGCUCGGUACGUACGAGUUUGUCGCGACGAAGGAAUACUGUCGCAACAGUACGCCACCCAAACCGCCCGCAAUGGUGUUCCUGAUCGAUGUGUCGUACAACAACGUCAAGUCGGGGCUGGUGCAGCUUUUGUGCGCCCAGAUGAAGAACAUUAUACGCCACCUGCCGGUAGAUCAGAACCAGCAGCGUACGUCGAUGAAGGUCGGCUUCAUCACGUACAACAGUUCGGUGCAUUUUUACAAUCUGAAAAGUUCGCUCGCCCAACCGCAGAUGAUGGUGGUGGGUGAUUUGCAGGAGAUGUUUAUGCCACUGCUCGAUGGGUUCCUGGUAGAUCCGGAGGAGUCGGCUACCGUGAUCGAUGCACUGAUGGAACAAAUCCCGAAAAUGUUCGGUGAUACGCGCGAAACGGAAACGAUUUUGCUGCCGGCUCUGCAGGCCGGUGUGGAAGCGCUGAAAGCAUCGGAAUGCGUUGGCAAACUGUACGUGUUCCAUUCGUCGCUGCCGAACGCGGAAGCACCGGGCAAGCUGAAGAUACGUGACGAUCGCAAAUUGCUGGGUACGGAUAAGGAAAAAACGGUCCUAACACCGCAAUCGACCGUCUACAACAUGCUGGCGCAGGAAUGUGUGUUGGCCGGUGUUUCGGUGGAUCUGUUUGCGUUCAACAAUGCGUACAUCGAUUUGGCGACGAUCGGACAGGUGGCUCGUUUGACCGGUGGCGAAGUUUACAAGUACACUUAUUUCCAGGCGGAUAUAGACGGUGCACGGUUGGUGAACGAUCUGCUGAAAAACAUUUCGCGCCCGAUCGCAUUCGAUGCGGUGAUGCGCGUACGCACCUCGACUGGUGUCCGUGCAACCGACUUUUACGGUCACAUGUUUAUGUCGAACACGAAGGAUAUGGAAAUUGCCAGCAUCGAUUGCGACAAGUCCGUGUCGGUGGAAAUUAAACACGACGAUAAGCUUACGGAUGAGCUGGUGCUGAUACAGGUGGCGCUAUUGUACACCUCGUGCUCCGGUGUUCGACGACUACGCGUUCACAAUCUGAACCUGAAGAUGUGCACGUCGCUGUUGGAUUUGUUCCGCUGUUGCGAUCUCGACACCACACUGCUCUACUUCGCCAAGCAGGGGCUUACCAAGCUGAUGGACAACAAUCCGAAGGCGGUAAAGGAUGCAAUUGUGCACCGUGCGGUACAGCUGCUCGCCUGCUACCGUAAGCAUUGCGCUUCACCGACCUCAUCCGGCCAGUUAAUUCUUCCGGAGGGUAUGAAGUUGUUGCCGCUGUACGUGAACUGUCUGCUGAAGAACGAUGCAUUCUCCGGCGGGUCGGACAUUUCCAUCGAUGAUCGUUCGUACGUGAUCUACUACGUGAUGAGCAUGGAUUUGCCCACCUCGGUGCAUUAUUUCUAUCCGCGCUUGAUUCCGCUGCACGAUGUGAACGUGGAGGGUGGCGAUGCGGUCCCGGCGGCCAUUCGUUGUACGGGCGAUAAGAUGCUUGAGGACGGUGCAUACAUUUUGGAAAAUGGUGUUCAUAUGUUCUUGUGGUUGGGAUUGUCGCUGUCGUCCGAAUUUACCCAAUCGGUGUUUGGAGCACAGUGCACGCAGCAGAUUGAUACUGAUCGUACGGGUUUGCCAGUAUUUGAUAAUGCUCUUUCGAAGCGUAUACGGGGUAUCGUUGACAAGAUCCAGGAGCAGAAGCGUCGUUGCAUGCGACUAACGCUCGUUAAACAGCGUGACAAACUCGAAAGUGUAUUGCGCCACUUUUUGGUAGAGGAUCGUGGCACUACCGACGGGUCGGUGAGUUACGUAGACUUCCUCUGUCACGUGCACAAAGAGAUUCGGCAAAUGCUGAGCUAG
Molecule: messenger RNA, 3330 nt
Organism: Anopheles marshallii
Lineage: Eukaryota; Metazoa; Arthropoda; Insecta; Diptera; Culicidae
Gene: Sec24CD
Product: protein transport protein Sec24C
Exons: 7
Coding region: 1-3330 (1109 amino acids)
Biological process (GO): COPII-coated vesicle cargo loading; endoplasmic reticulum to Golgi vesicle-mediated transport; intracellular protein transport
Cellular component (GO): COPII vesicle coat; endoplasmic reticulum exit site
Molecular function (GO): SNARE binding; zinc ion binding
Source: RefSeq, a predicted model, not a curated record